GGAAGCAGCGGAAGCAGCACACACAGCUGCGAGAUGGGUGGUCUGGGCUUGGGCAAGAGGUGGCUAUUUGCUCAGCAGCUGCUCCUGUGGACACUGGCCAACCUCUCAGACUCCAGCAUGCAUUUGCUUGCUCCUGAUGCUGUCACACUUGAGGAGGACUCUCUAGCAAACAUCACCAUUACCUCCAGUUCCCCUGCCAACCAGUCAGUUGUGGUUCAGUUUAAUGUCACCUACAGCUCCAAGACAAACUACUCAUCUAUAAUCACACUCCCAGAGGAGGUGUUGCUGCCAGUGGACGCAACCUCAGUCACUUUCAAUCUGACAGCCCAUGAUGUCGGCCAGGUGACCACAUACCUGCUUAGCAACAGCACGGACCUCAACAGUUUGUCCGUCAGGAUCCGCUUUAUGGUCAUCCAUAGCAACAUUGUGGCAGUAAUAAGUCAAGUGAUUGGCUGGAUUUACUUUCUGGCCUGGUCGGUGUCCUUCUAUCCACAAGCAUGGGAAAACUGGAGGAGGAAAAGUGUUGUAGGUCUCAACUUUGACUUCCUGGCUCUCAACCUUACUGGCUUCAUCGCUUACAGUGUCUUCAAUAUAGGGCUGUUCUGGAUCCCAUAUAUAAAGGAGGAGUUUCUGAAGAAGAACCCGAAUGGAAUUAACCCUGUCAACGCCAAUGACGUCUUCUUCAGUCUCCAUGCUGUCCUGCUCUGUUUGGUGUACAUCGGCCAGGCAGCUGUGUAUGAGAGGGGGGGUCAAAAGGUCUCCUGGACGGCCUUUUUUUUGUUGCUGAUUGCCUGGGCGUUUGCCUUGGUCAGCUUGUUUCUGGCUGUAGCAAAACAGAUCACCUGGCUGGAUUACCUCUACUAUUUCUCAUACAUCAAACUAGCAGUCACUCUGAUCAAAUAUGUGCCGCAGGCGUACAUGAACUACAGACGAAAGAGCACUGAGGGGUGGAGUAUUGGGAAUGUGUUGUUGGACUUCACCGGUGGAAUCCUCAGUAUUCUACAGAUGAUCUUACAGUCUUACAACAAUGAUGAGUGGAGGCUGAUAUUUGGUGAUCCUACUAAGUUCGGGUUGGGUUUGUUCUCUGUGGUGUUUGACAUCCUCUUCAUGACUCAGCACUACUGCCUCUACAGACGGUCGCAGUACGAAGCUGUGACAGCGCAAGAAGACUGAUGCUGACUCAAUGCUGUGUGGAUAGAUUGUCUAAAAACACACACUCACAUGGGAGCACAUGACCGAUUUUCGGUCAACACGAAUGAACGAAUCUUGAUCAAGCAACAGAUGAUUCAAGUUACUGGAGAGAGGUCAUGGUGGUCAUGGAGCUCUCCAGAGCAGAUUUAAACGUCUGAUUUGUAUCCAGCAGCUCUGAGCUCAGUGUGCCUUCUUCUAAAACAUCUCAGGAUCAACACUUUUUUCCUUUUUUUUCUUUU
Messenger RNA from Seriola dumerili (greater amberjack), 1430 nucleotides. RefSeq names its product cystinosin, lysosomal cystine transporter (gene ctns). The record is from RefSeq and is a predicted model, not a curated record. Gene Ontology annotation, molecular function: L-cystine transmembrane transporter activity. Gene Ontology annotation, cellular component: lysosomal membrane. The transcript has 11 exons. Gene Ontology annotation, biological process: L-cystine transport. NCBI's taxonomy places the organism in Eukaryota, Metazoa, Chordata, Actinopteri, Carangiformes, Carangidae. The coding region runs from base 34 to 1173 and encodes 379 amino acids.